AUGGACCCAUCCCUCCAUCCACAGCCUUGCCGGCUUCUGAGUCUCCCCAACGAGGUCAAACUCCAUGUCGUCGAUUAUAUCGAUACCCGCAGAGACCUCUACAAUCUAUCUCUAACAUGUCGUGCCCUCGAGGACAUUGUCAUUAGCCGACUCUAUCACAACGUCGACUUCCAUCUCCCUCAAUUCCCUCUGCCUGGAGCAGUCGCGUUCCGAGAUGCCCUCGUUCAAUCUGUUCGAGAACUCACAAUCAGAAAUGGCAGGACGCAGAGAAGGAAUUCGGUCUUCAAGCGCAGGAGAAUAUCAGAUGCGGGUUCUGUGGAGGGCCAUGUGAACAGCCUACUUGAGAAUGUUCCUAGCAGUCGAAUGACGAGCUUUGCACUUUUACAUCAGAGCCCCCUAGGUCGCCGAACGUUGACGUCCCUCGCCCAACGACACGAGCGCACCCUCAGGCGCCUCCAUUUCUACGACAUUUCUUCCUGGAAAGAGGGAACGCUGGUUCCUAGAUACCUGACAAGUCUUGAGGCCCGCACCGUCAAUGAUGGAGAGGCGGUGGAAAACAUCCUAGCUGCUAAUAGAAAGUCUAUCGAAAGGUUGUCAUUAGGGCAGGAAAAACAGCUGAUCGACUCUUACCAAUCGAGCAGGCUGAGUUUUCUCCAACAAAUCCAGCAACCGCUAGAGACACUUUUCCCCUCGUUAUAUCGACUGGACACCUUCCCUCAACUACGCGAGCUGUCUCUGCAAGGCCUGGAUCUGACUCCUCUACGGCCAUCUUCGAUUCCGCAUGCCUUGUUCUUCUGUCAGCUGGAACGCUUCACCUUGGAAUCCUGCGCUGGCAGCCAUGAUCUCCUUCAAUCCAUCGCAGGAACGUUCCACUGGGCGUCGACGUCCCCGGAGGCACCUCAGAACCCACGCGUCAGCCCGUCCUUGAAGCACUUUCUUUUCCGCCACGAAAAUCCUACAGCCCCCCUCAAGGAAGCCCUCGUCCGCUUCCUCAGCUCAUUCACCGGCCUCCGGACCUUGUCCCUAUUAUUUGAAAACGGCGCCAUACUUGAAAGGCCGAGCACGUUCAUCGCCGAACACGGUCCCACCCUUGAAACUCUUGUGUUUGAAUCCCGCAUCCAGCCUCGUGAACACCUCUCAAUUGACACUUCGCGCCCCUUCGGCGUUGGUGGAUACAGUCAUGAUUUGUGGGAGGAGUCGAUCAACGACAUCGCCCGCCUCUGCCCCAACCUGAUAGAACUCGGCAUGGGCUUCCCCUGGAAUGAUGAGAUGAUCCGACUGCGAAAGACCGCUCUCCCAACGCUCGAGCACCUGCGAACCAUCCACAUCCGUAAUUUCCCUGAGAACCAAGUAUUUAGCCAAGUGGGAGACUACACCAUCAAAGAGUACGCGACAAAGUUCGUCGAAUGGGUCUUUCCCUCCUCGGUCGGAGGAACAACACCACCCCUGACACACCUCGCCAUUGGCCCGACACUGUACGAGUCUCGAUGGAAGAUCAUGCCUCCUUCCAUUGCCACGGAUGUAAACACUUCCACCACCCAGCGCCGUCAGCAAGCGACAUCGCGCGCACAGCCACCCGAGUUUCUACGCACGCACCAUUUCUGCCUCGACUGGGCCAAGACGCGCUUCAACCGCUGGAGCUGUCUAAUCACGCCCGUCUCGGAAAAAUACAUGGAAGAGAUCACCGGCCAGAAACCUCUGGGCGGUGUCUUUGAACAAGUGUGGUUGAGGUGA
Molecule: messenger RNA, 1734 nt
Organism: Fonsecaea nubica
Lineage: Eukaryota; Fungi; Ascomycota; Eurotiomycetes; Chaetothyriales; Herpotrichiellaceae
Exons: 3
Coding region: 1-1734 (577 amino acids)
Molecular function (GO): protein binding
Source: RefSeq, a predicted model, not a curated record